This is a messenger RNA of Prorocentrum cordatum, 871 nucleotides long. The record is from the annotation of a GenBank genome assembly. NCBI's taxonomy places the organism in Eukaryota, Dinophyceae, Prorocentrales, Prorocentraceae.
CCGCGCUGGCUCGAGAGAUUGAAGAGCUUAUCCAGAUGUCCCGUGCACUCUCUUACAGUGCCAUCUGUAACUCGAUUCGCAUGGCCAUGACGAUCGCCGCUACCUUCAAAUUGAAGACCCAGCCGGGCAGCACGCUCACCAAACGCAGCGCGGCAAAGGACCGUGUGUUCGAGACGUUGGGUGACCUCGCAGAGCAUGUGCGCGGCGCUCCAUCCUGGUUUGCCCGCAGACGCUUGGCGACGAUUCGCGUUUCCGAACUUCCCGCUGAAGCAGAGCCAGAAUUCGUUCGACGUCUGGGCCUCUUGGGCGACGCGUCCAGGGCUUCGGAGGCGGAGCACGUCGCGAACGUGCAGCAAGCGGACGCGUACAGGAUCCAGAUGAAUUCGAGAGCAGCGGGCAUUGCAAAUGGCGCUGAAGCUGCGAACGCAGUGGCCGCGCUGUCUGCCAUUCGCGGCAAGGGGGGGAGUACCGAACGACAGCGUCUCUUCGCCGACCGGUUGACUGAGGUGCUGUUCACAGGACAGCGAGCAUUUGCCAACGCCGAUCGUUCGCUGCGGACGUCGACGGCUGUGGUCGACGACGAUGUUGAGGAAGAUCCUCACUAGUUGAUGCCUUUUGAAUGCUCGCUUGCUACUCAUGUAGUAGGGUGAACCUCGUGCGGAGCCAACGUUGCUCCCGGGGCAACCUCCCUGUGCAUCCGUUUAAAGGGGAGAGUCACGGUGUUCUGCGAUAGCCUCAGCGACAUGUAACUCCCUGCUAUUUUGCUCUGGUGUUUCCCGAGAGAGGGGGGAAUUGAUGCAAGCGCAAGCGAGCGCUGAUCGCGGGCCGUGCGUCCUGGACUCUGCCAGACGGAGCUGUUGGAGAAAGUGAA